CGUUACCCUGAGACUUAUGAGGAGACAAGAGACUGGGCCAUCAAAAUUGAAAAAUUUGAAAAGAGCGAUGAGUUCGACAUAAAGAAGGCCAGUGUGAUAGGGGAAGAAUCGACGUACCAAACCGAUCCCGCUGUUGAUGAGCUGGCUGAUGCCUUCUCUGACCUCAAGAUCUGUCGAGUUAGUCCGGGUGGUCAGGGCGAAAAGAACCCUGAAAGAAUUUACAAAUUGGAAGCUACUAUAAAUGAGCUUACAAGGACACUCCUAUUAAACAAUAAUCCUUCACCUUUCGCUUAA
This is a messenger RNA of Racocetra persica, 294 nucleotides long. The record is from the annotation of a GenBank genome assembly. Lineage: Eukaryota; Fungi; Glomeromycota; Glomeromycetes; Diversisporales; Gigasporaceae.